GGCUGGCAGUCUUUGUUUCGCAUCGAUCGAUAUGUGCUGUCGUUGCUGUGGUGUGACCCAACAGAAGGUAUGGGUAUUCGGUAUCGGGACACUGAUGGGCGUCUCAGGACUCCUGUCCGUCAUAUGGGGACCUAGUUUCAUGGACACGCUGAUAAUGAAGCAACUGCCCCUAACGCCCACCUCGAAGACCUUCGAGAAGUGGGAGGAGCUGCCCAUUCCCAUAUACCUGCACAUGUACCUUUGGAACUGGACCAAUGCCCAAGAAGUGCAGGCCAACGGUGUGAAGCCGAUCUUCGAGCAGUUGGGUCCUUAUGUCUAUCGGGAGGAACGCAAGAAAAUGGACUUGGAGUGGCACGACAAUGGCACAGUCACCUUCAAUCCCAGACGUAUUUGGUACUGGGAGGAGGAGAUGUCAGGCGGAAAACAGACGGAUAUAAUCACUGGCCCCCACCUGCCAUCCAUCGCUGCUGCCCAUUCAAUGAAGGAUAGUAAUAUUUUCUUAAAAGUCAUGUUCAACCAAGCCCUCAACGCGAACGGAGGAGCUCUGUACACCACCCACACCGCCUCGGAGUGGCUGUUUGAGGGCUUCUAUGAUGAGUUCCUGCACUACGCCAUGAAUCUGAACAAUCCGCUGGCACCUGAAAUUCUGGACGAUCACUUUGCCUGGUUCCUGCACCGCAACGAGUCGAAGGACUUCGAAGGACCCUUCACGGUGCAUACGGGUGUCGGCGACAUCAAGGAGAUGGGGGAAAUCAAGUACUGGAAGGGCAUGAACCACACGGGCUGGUACGAGGGCGAGUGCGGACGGCUCAACGGCAGCACUACAGAUCUCUUCGUGCCCGACGAGCCGAAGGAGAAGGCCCUCACCAUAUACAUCCCGGACACCUGUAGGAUCAUCAAUCUGGAGUACUCGGGAGUGAGCUACGAAAUCGAAGGCAUCCAGGGCUGGAAGUAUGAAGUGACCCCAAACACCUUCGACAAUGGCCAGCUGAAUGGGAACAUGAAGUGCUACUGUCCUGCGGACAGGUACCCAGACGAUUGUCCCGCCUCCGGAGCCACAUCUCUGGCUCCCUGCGGCGACGGAGCUCCCAUGUAUCUCUCUGCGGAUCACUUUAUGUACGCCGAUGAGAGCUAUGCCAACACGAUCACCGGCUUCGAUCCCGAGUACGAGAAGAACAAUUUCUACAUCAUAAUGGAGCGUAAAAUGGGCGUUCCCCUGAAGGUGGUCGCCAAUGUGAUGAUCACUUUGUACAUGGAGCAAGACUCUGUUAUCGACAUCCUAAAGGGCAUUCCCAGCUUCUACGCCCCACUCUUUACCACAUCCAGUCAAGCGCAAAUCGACAAGGCACUUGCCUCCGAGCUGAAGUUGGUCUUGAGUCUGCCCUCUAUUGCUCGCUAUAUGGGAGUGGGACUGCUCUGUGUGGGCUGCAUCCUUAUAGCCAUUGGAUCUCUCUUGACUUGGAAACGGAAGUGGUACGGCCAGGCCGAGGCUGACAGACUUGCUCUUAGAGACAACGAGGUGAUUGAAAGCGAGACAGAAGUGGUCCCCAGGAAUGAGUAGAAGCAACUAUUUUGUGAUUUUUAGUAGACUAAGAGCGUAUCAAUAAAAUAAAGAUUUAACUAUAACCAGAUGUAAAUAGUAAACAGAA
Molecule: messenger RNA, 1649 nt
Organism: Drosophila persimilis
Lineage: Eukaryota; Metazoa; Arthropoda; Insecta; Diptera; Drosophilidae
Gene: ninaD
Product: protein croquemort
Exons: 5
Coding region: 32-1561 (509 amino acids)
Cellular component (GO): cytoplasm; membrane
Molecular function (GO): scavenger receptor activity
Source: RefSeq, a predicted model, not a curated record